UAUUACUUCCGUUCAUAAGUGCAAGACCAUCUCUUAUAUCGUUCCGUCGUUUCCGGUGUUCCUCCUUUUUUUCGCCAGCAGCUCGAGCAGCGACAGUAUGCCUCUUGCUAAAGAUUUGUUGCAUCCGACUCCUGAGGAGGAGAAGAGGAAGCACAAAAAGAAGCGUCUGGUCCAGAGUCCUAAUUCUUAUUUUAUGGAUGUAAAAUGUCCAGGUUGCUACAAGAUUACCACUGUGUUUAGCCAUGCCCAGACAGUAGUGCUUUGUGUCGGCUGUUCUACUGUGCUCUGUCAGCCCACAGGAGGAAAAGCCAGGCUCACAGAAGGCUGCUCAUUCCGAAGGAAGCAGCAUUAGCUGUUGAACCAUGAUGCAUGAGAUGGGUGGGGACUACCCGCACAGUCGACAGCGUAGGAAGGACACCGCUGGAUGUAAACAAGUUCAAGAAGAAAGCGGCAGCAAGACUUUUUUUCUAAUCUUUUCAUGGUUUUUUUGUUUAGAGUCUGACACUUUGUGUGGCUGCGGACGACCUUAACAGUGAGGGUGAAAUGCUAUAAACUGUCCUUGUAGCCUUACCCAUCUGUUAAUAAAAGUUGGAAUAUUUAAA
Messenger RNA from Protopterus annectens (West African lungfish), 602 nucleotides. RefSeq names its product ribosomal protein S27 (gene RPS27). The record is from RefSeq and is a predicted model, not a curated record. The coding region runs from base 98 to 352 and encodes 84 amino acids. NCBI's taxonomy places the organism in Eukaryota, Metazoa, Chordata, Ceratodontiformes, Protopteridae. The transcript is spliced from 4 exons. Gene Ontology annotation, molecular function: structural constituent of ribosome; RNA binding. Gene Ontology annotation, cellular component: ribosome; cytosolic small ribosomal subunit. Gene Ontology annotation, biological process: ribosomal small subunit assembly; translation.